GUUACCCCCUUCACAUUCUUUUUGGUCGGUUGUCACUUGUGAAUCCUUCCCACCACCUUCUUCCCAUUUAAUCAUUCUCCACUCACUCUUUCUCUCUCCGUCUCUCUCUCUCUCUCUCUCUCUUCUCUUUCUCUUUGGCAAUGGCUUCAUGUGGUAUCAACAUUCAAUACUUGCUGCUAUGUGUUAUGCUUGCAAGAAUAAGACAAUGUGUCACUUCUCAGGUUUAUGUUGCUUAUAUGGGAAGUAGUGGUGUGCACUCAGAGGAGGUUUUGAAGCAGAACCAUGAAAUGCUUGCUGCUGUACAUGGAGGAAGCAAUGAGAAGGCCAUGAGUUCUCAUGUUUAUAGUUACAGUAAUGGUUUUAGAGGAUUUGCAGCCAAGUUGAGUGAAGAGCAAGCUUUGGAGAUUGCUGAGAUGCCUGGUGUGGUCUCUGUGUUCCCAAAUGAGAAGAGAAGCUUGCACACAACUCAUUCAUGGGAUUUCAUGGGGCUUUCUGUGGAUGAAGAGAUGGAGAUCCCUGGAUUUGCUACCAAGAACCAAGAGAAUGUUAUAAUUGGUUUCAUUGACACUGGGAUAUGGCCAGAAUCACCAAGCUUUAAUGAUCGUGGCAUGCCUCCUGUGCCUUCUAGAUGGAAAGGAGAGUGUCAAACUGGAGAGUCAUUCACAGCAUCUGAUUGCAAUAAGAAGGUGGUAGGAGCAAGGUACUAUCUGAAUGGAUAUGAAUCUGAAGAAGAAUAUGGUGAACUUCUAAAGAAAUCAAACAAUGCUGUCAAGUACAAGUCUCCGAGAGACAGUUCUGGCCAUGGAAGUCACACAGCAUCGAUAGCAGCAGGACGAUAUGUAAAUAAUGUGAACUAUAGUGGUUUGGCAUCAGGUGAAGCUCGUGGAGGGGCUUCAAUGGCAAGAAUAGCAGUCUACAAGACUUGCUGGGAAUCAGGUUGUUACGAUGCAGACAUACUCGCUGCUUUCAAUGAUGCUAUAAGAGAUGGAGUCGAUAUAAUUUCCGUGUCCUUAGGACCAACUUCUCCGCAAGGAGAUUACUUCAGUGAUGCCAUUUCAAUUGGCUCAUUUCAUGCAACUAGUCAUGGUAUCAUGGUUGUUUCUUCAGCGGGCAAUGUAGGCACUCGAGGCUCCGUGACUAAUCUCGCGCCAUGGAUGCUCACCGUGGCUGCUAGUUCUACUGAUAGAGAUUUCACUUCGUAUGUUAUACUUGGGAAUGGCACAAAACUAAUGGGUGAAAGCUUGAAUGUGUUAAGAAUGAAUCGAUCUGCAGGGAUAAUUCCUGCUGGAGAAGCUAAUGGAGGAUACUUCACUCCUUAUCAGUCAAGUUUCUGCUUGGAAAGCUCUUUGAACAAAACAAAGGCCAGAGGGAAAAUACUCAUUUGCCGCCACUCUGGUAGUUCUUCUGAAUCAAGGCUUGCAAAGAGUGUGGUGGUGAAGAGAGCAGGGGGUGUAGGAAUGAUUCUAAUUGAUGAAGUAGAAAGCGAUAUUGCUAUUCCAUUUGCUAUACCUGCAGCAAGUGUUGACAGAAGAACUGCAGAAAAAAUCUUGUCAUUUGUAAAUCAUACAAGGAAUCCAAGAUCAUUGAUUUUACCUACAAAGGCGAUAUUAGGAUCAAAACCAGCACCAAGGAUGGCAGCAUUCUCUUCAAAAGGUCCGAAUUCUUUGACCCCAGGGAUUUUAAAGCCUGAUAUCACAGCUCCGGGAUUAAAUAUUUUAGCAGCUUGGUCUCCUGCAGUAAAAAUAAUGAACUUUAACAUUCUCUCUGGUACCUCAAUGUCAUGUCCUCAUAUAACAGGCAUUGCCGCAUUGAUCAAAGCUGUAUAUCCAUCAUGGUCUCCGUCAGCUAUCAAGUCAGCAAUCAUGACGACCGCAACUACAUUGGACAAGAGAGGGAAGGCUAUAACAGCUGAUCCUACAGGGAGGAUGGCAACUCCAUUUGACUAUGGCUCAGGCUUCCCGAACCCUGUAAGAGUUCUUGAUCCGGGCCUUGUGUACGACGCACAACCUGCAGACUACAAGGCAUUUCUUUGUUCCAUUGGCUAUGAUGACAAGUCCUUGCAGCGAGUAACUGGAGAUAACAGCACAUGCACAAGAACAGCCGCAGCAUCAGCUUCUGAUCUAAACUAUCCAACAAUUACAGUACCCGAGCUCAGGGGAAGCUACUUGGUGACACGAACCGUGACAAAUGUAGGAAGGCCAAGAAGUGUUUAUCGAGCUCUGAUAUCACCACCGGCCGGCAUCCAAGUCACGGUGGUGCCUAAAAUUCUUGCGUUCAGAAACUAUGGUGAGAAGAGGAACUUCACAGUGAGUUUCAGAGCUACUGCCCCUUCUAAGGGCUAUGUCUUUGGUUCACUUACAUGGAAAACUAAAGCACUUGCAGUCACCAGUCCUCUGGUUGUUAGAUUGGCAUCUUCCAAUACAGGGUUAUUAUGAUGUCUUGGAACUGAUGCAGUUCAAC
Molecule: messenger RNA, 2460 nt
Organism: Dioscorea cayenensis subsp. rotundata (Guinea yam)
Lineage: Eukaryota; Viridiplantae; Streptophyta; Magnoliopsida; Dioscoreales; Dioscoreaceae
Product: subtilisin-like serine-protease S
Exons: 11
Coding region: 141-2435 (764 amino acids)
Biological process (GO): proteolysis
Molecular function (GO): serine-type endopeptidase activity
Source: RefSeq, a predicted model, not a curated record